ACGGCAGAGGUCGUGAUCCUGGCGAAACCCGCUUCUCACUUUUUUGGUUUCAAAUUGUAGGUUACCUCGUUCAACAAGUCUCGCCGUAUAUUUAGAAACAUAUUUUAAUUAAAGAUGCCAGCGUUUACGAAGCUGCAGAAAGUCGUGCUCUCUUUGGGUGCUUUCAGUGGAGCAGCUAUUUAUUAUAUUAAUCAGUCUGAGGACAGAACUGCAUUGGCUUCGUGGACCACCAACUACAUUCCAUCGGUGGAGUGGGACAACAAUUGGGACAGGAGGUCACCGCAUAAUCUUGUGCAUCCGAAGAAGUUGAACAACAGUGCGCACAGUGAAAAUGAGAUUAACAAGCAGCUGGAGAUGAAGAAACCGAAGGCCACCAGACAUAUCAUUUUGAUUCGCCAUGGCCAAUAUAACACGGAUGGGGAGACUGAUAAGGAGAGGGUGUUGACUGAUCUGGGAAGGAUGCAGGCUUUGUCCACUGGGGAGAGACUGAAGGAGCUUGGCUUUCCAUUCACGGAUAUGGUUAAAUCAACAAUGUCCAGAGCACAGGAGACCGGAACUUUGAUUUCGAAGGCUCUACCAUCUGUGCCAGUUGAGAACAGCGAUUUGCUGAGAGAGGGAGCUCCGGUGCCGCCGGAGCCACCAAUUGGAGAUUGGAAACCGGAGCCUCAUUUCUUCACUGACGGAGCUAGAAUUGAAGCGGCUUUCAGGGAGUACUUUUACAGGGCCAGUCACUCGCAGGACGAGAACUCUUACACGAUUCUCGUUUGCCAUGCGAACGUCAUCAGGUACUUCGUUUGCAGGGCUUUACAGUUUCCUGCCGAAGGAUGGUUGAGAAUCUCUCUGAAUCACGGCAGCAUCACCUGGAUGUCGAUAACUCCGAGCGGAAGAGUGAUCUUGCGUUGCCUCGGCGACACCGGCCACAUGUCUCCGGCAAUGAUAACGAGCAGAUAGACGAAACACUUAAGUAUGAUAAAUAAUUGGAAUAGUAUUUCGAUCACUCGCAAGAACAAUGAGAUUCUCACACAGUCGUCAUCAAGAGUAUUAUUACAAACAAACAUUCAUUAUCUUUUUAUAUAUAUCUAUAUAUAUGUGUUUUAAGCACUCUCUUUUUUAAUCCAGAUGCAAACCUGUCUUGCCCACAUUUAGCCCCGUUCUUAAAACGCGCGGUUUGUAUUUCUGUAAUAUGUUUUAAAUAAAGAUGAUUAGUCCAG
This is a messenger RNA of Nicrophorus vespilloides, 1211 nucleotides long. RefSeq names its product serine/threonine-protein phosphatase Pgam5, mitochondrial-like. The record is from RefSeq and is a predicted model, not a curated record. The transcript has 6 exons. Gene Ontology annotation, biological process: positive regulation of mitochondrial fission. Gene Ontology annotation, cellular component: mitochondrion. NCBI's taxonomy places the organism in Eukaryota, Metazoa, Arthropoda, Insecta, Coleoptera, Silphidae. The coding region runs from base 115 to 951 and encodes 278 amino acids.